Messenger RNA from Gorilla gorilla gorilla (western lowland gorilla), 2562 nucleotides. RefSeq names its product family with sequence similarity 47 member A (gene FAM47A). The coding region runs from base 36 to 2411 and encodes 791 amino acids. NCBI's taxonomy places the organism in Eukaryota, Metazoa, Chordata, Mammalia, Primates, Hominidae. The transcript has a single exon. The record is from RefSeq and is a predicted model, not a curated record.
GAAACUGGAGAGGUGGCACCCCAGCGAGGGCCACCAUGGGGGACCAGAGGCUGCAGGACUGGCUGAGGUCCCCGGGCAUGGACUCCAAGCCCUCGUACUGUAACAAACGGCCUUCCAAGUGCUUCGCGAAGUGCAAGCACAGGCGCCUGAGGUUCCCACCCAUGGACACCCAGAACUGGGUAUUUGUGAAGGAGGGCAUGGACGACUUCCGCUACGGCUGUCCGUCUCCCGAAGAUACGCUCGUUUGUCGCCGUGACGAGUUUUUACUCCCCAAAAUAUCUCUCAGAGGUCCCCAAGCUGACCCCAAAAGCAGGAAGAAAAAGCUGCUCAAGAAAGCGGCCCUAUCUUCCAAGCUCUCUCCAGCCCAGCUAGCACGGAAGGCGUUCGUAGAGCAAGUGGAAGCCCAGCUAAUGGCCAAGCAUCCCUUGGCCAUGUACCCCAAUCUGGGAGAAGAUAUGCCUCCAAAUCUCCUACUACAGGUGCUGAAACACCUGGAUCCUGAGAAGGAGCUGGAGGACGCUUGGGCUCGUUGUGAGACCCAGGAGAAGACAACAGAGGUACCCACUGAGCCUGGUGAAUAUCCCUGUGGGGAAUUCUGCCUGAAGCCUCCCGAGACUCCGGUGUCCCAUCUCCUCCCAGAGCCUCCCGAGACUGAAGUGUCCCAUCUAAGCCCGGAGCCUCCCAAGACUCCGGUGUCCAGUCUCCGCCUGGAGCCUCCUGAGACUGGAGUGUCCCAUCUCCGCCCGGAGCCUCCAGAGACUGGAGUGUCCCAUUUUCGCCCGGGGCCUCCCAUCACUCGUCGGAGAUCCAGUCUCCUAAGACAGCUGCUGAAACUGGAUUCUGAGAGGAAGCUGGAAGACGCACGGGCUCCUUGUGAGGGCCGGGAGAAGACAACCGACGAACCCACAGAGCCUGGUAAAUACCCUUGUGGGAAAUUCUGUCCGCGGCCUUUCGAGACUCCACUGUCCCAUCUCCGCCAGGAGCCUCCCAAGACUCCGGUGUCCAGUCUCCGCCUGGAGCCUCCGGAGACUGGAGAGUCCCAUCUCCGCCUAGAGCAUUCCAAGACUCGUCGGGGGUCCAGUCUCCGCUCGGAGCCUUCCGAGACUGGAGUGUCCCGUCUCCGCCUAGCGCCUCCCAAGACUCGUCGGGGGUCCAGUCUCUACUCGGAGCCUUCCAAGACUGGAGUGUCCCAUCUCAGCCCGGAGCCUCCCAAGACUGAAGUGUCUCAUCUCCACCCAGUGCCUCCCAAGACUGGAGUGUGCCAUCUCCGCCUGGAACCUCCCGACACUAGUCGGGUGUCCAAUCUCCUACUAUACAUACUGAAAGUGCUGGAUUCUGGGAGGACGCUGAAGGACGUAUGGGAUCGUUGUGAGGCCCGGGUGAAGAAAACUAAGGAACCCACCGAGCCUGAUAAAGCCCCUUGUGGGGAACCCUGCCUGCAGCCUCCCGAGACUCAGGUGUCCCAUCCCCACCCGGAACAUCCCAAGACACGUCGGAGGUCCAGUCUCCACUUGCAGCCUCCCAAGACUCGUCGGACGUCCAGUCUCCGCUCAGAGCCUCCCAAGACUCGUCGGACGUCCAGUCUCCGCUCGGAGCCUCCCAAGACUCAUCGGAGGUCCAGUCUCGGUCCGGAGCCUCCCAAGACUCGUCGAGUGUCCAGUCUCCGCCCGGAGCUUCCCAAGAGUCGUCGGGUGUCCAGUCUCCGCCCAGAGCCUCCCAAAGCUUCAGAGUCCCAUCAGUUCUCGGAGCCUCCCAAGAUUCGAGGAUCCUACAUAAAAGAACUGCUUCAAGAAGAUACACCAAGCACAAAAGAGUGCAUUUCUGACUCUCUUCAAUAUAGAUACACAUCGGAAAAACUCCGUGAAUUCUUCAAGUGGGCUGGAGACCUGGGAGCUGAUGAAGAAUCCAUCAGGAAUCUGUUUGACUUUACCCCCAAGUACAGAGCAACCCAUGAGGACCAAAAGUUUAAGAAGGUAAAGGAGUGUUCCUCAGAGCUGAAGUACAGCAUGGAGCUAGAUGAAAAGGAUGAGGACAAAUUCUUCUCACAAGAAAAAUACUGGGGCAGGAAAUUCCACACGCCAUCGAAUUCCUAUACCGCACAGCGUGUGAAGAUGAAGUAUGGAGCAUGGUACCUCAAGCCUAAGUUGUGGAAAAAGCUAAGAAGUGAUGAACCUUUGAUUGACCCCAAGCUCUUACUUAAAAAGCCUGAUGAACCUGACGUUCUUGACGAUCUUUAUGGACCAAUUGCCUUUAAGGAUUUCAUUCUAAGCAAGGGCUAUGAAAUGCCUGGAAUCCUUGAAAGGCUGUUUGCCAGGAAGGGAUGGACUUAUGACUCUGUUAAGACUCCUAUUCAACGUGCAAUGAUAUUUUACAAGUACAAAGAAAUCGUAGAGGCAUCGGAAGAAGAUUAGGCAGUUUUCAAUUUACUACUCAAUUGGGUAUUUCUUGCUCUCAUUUUAAUCAUCAAUCAUAAUUUAUGAUGACUGGCCCCAUGGAUGUACAACUUUGGCAACAUCUGUAAAUUCAAUACCUAAUGUUUAUAAAUAUUUCUUAAUGACCUGC